UGGCGGCAUUGCUCACGCUACUAAUAAUAUACAGUCUAGCACUACUAGUACUCGAGCGGAGUUCCAAAGUUGAAUGUUGUUGUGUGGAAACUAUGUCAUGGCCAUCGUAUCCGUGUGUGAUCAAAUCACUGGAAAACAAAUGAACCAAUAAAGAGACUGUAUUGAAAUGGGACUUUCCCAUUGAAUCAUAAUAGUUCUACCAUCGAAGAUUGGAAGGAUAGAAUUGUAUUGGCCAUCCCAUGUUAAGGCUACGGUGAAGAUUACACUUUCUGGGCGAGUUUACACACAAGAAGUAGCCUUGCUCUCUCCACGUAUAAAACUGAUCGUCCAGUUCAAAGAUUGCCCCUAACGUGCGAAGUGAAAUCAACGGAGAUAUUCCAUCAUUUUGAAUUGAGGGUUUCAUCCAUCACCAUGACAACCGGUACACUCACCAUGGCAACCGAUGCCGUGUCCACCAUAACACUAGACAAUGAGACAAUUUUCAGCACCAUGUCUACAAACUCUUCCGAUGACGACUCUUUCAUGGCGACAUCUGAGAGCUUUCUGACCGAGAACCUGACAACUGCAGGAAUGUUAGAAACCACGACCCAAGGAGAUGGGCGAACCUUUCGUUUUGAAGACUAUACUCAGAGAGCCAUCAUUGGAACCAUCGUCUGUCUGGUGGCUGUCGUCGGCUUUGUGGGCAAUGUCAUGGUCCUCCUGGCUGUCAUUUUGUCAAGGAAACUCCAAACACGCACCAACGUCUUCGUUGUCAACUUGGCUGUAGCUGACCUGGUGACGUGCUUCUCUGCACCCUUCUCGGCGGUGGCGCUAUUCAGCAUGAAUGGUUGGCCUAUGCCCGAAAUCGUCUGCUCCAUCAUGGCUGCCAUUGGCUUCGGUAGCCUUGCCUGUAGCAUCAUGACCUUGGCUGCUAUUUCUAUUAACCGUUUUGUUCUCAUCACUAAGACAACAGCUACCUACCGCUCCAGCUACACACCCAAGAAGAUUGCAGCUAUGGUGGCCUUCACAUGGGUUUACCCUGCUCUGGUGUGUUCCAUCAGUCCUAUCUUUGGAGUCGGUAAAUGGGGCUACUCAGAUAAGUACAAGACCUGCACCCAAGACACAUCCCACGAAACCAGUGACUUCUUCAGCUUGGUGGGCUCUGCCUUGAUCUACCCAAUCCCUCUGAUUGUCCUCUUCGUGUGCUACUUUAAGAUCUACCGCCACAUCACAGGCCACAUGAAGAAGAUGAUGGGGAAAGGCAAGGGAGUUGAAAUGACAGAUACUUCGAAUUCCUCCAACGUGGCAAGCACCACACAGCUCCACAAGAAUCCACCUGCCAGCUUCAGUAAGCGACAGGUGGAAAUCACUAAGAACCUGUUCUACGUGGUCUGUGCCUUCGUUGCUUGCCUGGCUCCCUUCGCCAUCGCCCUCAUGAUACCACCCAGCGACCCGGUCAUUCCUUGGACUGGGAUGAUCAUCAUCUUCAACAGCGCUAUCAAUCCGAUUAUCUACGGGGCCAAACACCCACACUUCAAGGAGGUGUUCCGUCACAUGUUGCGGUGUCGGUACCACAUGAUUCCUGAACCUUCUGGAUGCCUUCGGAAGAUAAGAUCUCGAUAGAUGACAUCAGACUUUUGUAUUUUCGUUGAAUGAUGAAUGAAAACCAAUCUCAAUUUAUGUCAUAGGAUGCAUGCUCACGAUCAAGAUACAUUGCCAGUUUAGCCAUAAAGAUAGUUACGUAAUCGGAUACGUCAAUUUGAUUUAAAUAAUGAACGGAGAAGAUUAUUUGUGUGAAAUGAAAAAAAUGAAAUUCAAAAUUCUUACAUGUAAUUAUUACACGAUAAUUUUUUCAAAAUUACAGAAAAUUAAACGGAUACUAGUUCUGAAACAUUAUCGGAUAAUAGUCUUUUUCCAAAACAUUGCCCUUGAAGGCUUGAACCGUGCCUUUUUAGAACGAAGGAUUACCUGGACGGUUUAGCUAUUUUAGUGAUCCGUUAAUAUGUGGAACUGUGCAGUUCUUAUAAUUAUGUUUAAUUGUAAAUUGUCUUUUCUUUCAUUAAUCAAUUGUCAUUCGGAUUUCCAUGUCUUUUAGACAUCGUGGACUGUACAAAUCAAUGGUCAUUGUAAAAAAAAUAUCUACGCAGGAAGUCAAGCAUCACAAUCACACGUAGAAUUAGGCUUUUUAAGUUAAAAGUUGAGUUCAGAAUGGAAAACAAAUGACUCGUGUUUUUUCAUUUCGAAGUCAAAGUUCGAGUUUCUCUGCACAUCAUAUGCU
This is a messenger RNA of Patiria miniata (bat star), 2257 nucleotides long. Its product is annotated as alpha-1B adrenergic receptor-like. The transcript is spliced from 2 exons. Gene Ontology annotation, molecular function: G protein-coupled receptor activity. Gene Ontology annotation, biological process: G protein-coupled receptor signaling pathway. The record is from RefSeq and is a predicted model, not a curated record. Lineage: Eukaryota; Metazoa; Echinodermata; Asteroidea; Valvatida; Asterinidae. Gene Ontology annotation, cellular component: membrane. Bases 412 to 1602 code for a protein of 396 amino acids.